Messenger RNA from Asterias rubens (European starfish), 3537 nucleotides. RefSeq names its product tripartite motif-containing protein 2-like. Bases 99 to 2057 code for a protein of 652 amino acids. The record is from RefSeq and is a predicted model, not a curated record. NCBI's taxonomy places the organism in Eukaryota, Metazoa, Echinodermata, Asteroidea, Forcipulatida, Asteriidae. Gene Ontology annotation, molecular function: zinc ion binding. The transcript has 2 exons.
CAGCGACAAGACAUAGUUGACUAAUACACCAAGAAAGGCGGGAGAUAUCUGUGUUCAGAAAAAGGCCUUGAUUCUGUCUCAAAGAUCACAAUUUCAAGAUGGCGGAAGGAGUUUCAACAGAUCCACUGCUUAGUAAAGUCAUACAGGGACACUUGGAGUGUUCCAUCUGCUGCACUCGUUACAAUCAACCCAAAAAUCUGGAUUGCUCACACAGUUACUGCCUCAAAUGUCUCCAAGAACUAAAGAAAACUCAAAAUCCUGACACUAAUAAACUAAAAUGUCCUCUGUGCCAGAAAGAAACCAUCUUACCACUCGAUGGAGUGACUGGAUUACAAAGCAACUACCUACUGAUUGUCCUAGUGGAGGAGGUCAACAAACAGGACCAGCUUCCACAAGGUGAAGAGUCAAAGGUCAUGUGUCAGGCUUGUGAUGAGGAAAACGCGGCAAUUUCACGAUGUUUGAACUGUGAACAUUAUCUCUGUCUGGAGUGUCAGAAAGCACACCCACGUUUAGCUGCAUUGAAGAAUCACGAGAUCAAAACUUUGGCUGAAUUGCAAGAAGUUGAUGAAACCCAAACUGAAUCAAAGAUGAACAUCUCAAGGUGUGACAUCCAUCCCAUUCAAGAGCUCUGCCUCUACUGUAUGACGUGUGAGCAACUAAUCUGCAAAGUAUGUGCAAAACAGCACCGGGCACCAAUUCACACAAUCGUUGAUCUAAAGAGUGCUACAGAAAAAAGCAUUCAAGAAAUUAUAGAUGGUGCUUCUCAGCUAGAUAGAAGUAGUUAUAAGUUAACCAGUAGAUUAGAGCUUUUGUUACAUAGUCUUAGUAUCAAGAUCAGAAACAUGGAGAAAAACCUUUUGCAAGAGGCUUCAGAUGCAGGCAGUAGAAAGGGUAAAACGCUAUCAAAACUUAUUUUUGCAAAUGAGUCAUUAAAGAUAGUACAAUCUUCAAACACAGCAUACGACAGCCUAAAAAUCCUUAAGAACAGACAAAAACAUCUUCAUGACUACAUCAACAUAGAUGAAGAAGAAGUUGAAGAUUUGACGUAUGAUCUGUCCUUCCUAAGUUUCAAGGAAAGUAAAGAUGGGAUGAAAGGUGAGAUGGGGACACUUUUACUAAAAGAAAUUUGGGGUGAAAUGUUGACGGCCAAAGUCAGUGGAAGUUUUAUUGGGGCAUUUUCCACAGACUGUAUGAUUGUAAUGGGCAAAGAAGAUGCAACACUCACAAUAAUGAAACCAGAUGGAAACAUUUUGCAAACUUAUGGUAAGUCAUGGCUCAGUGGUAAUUUAGAAAACCCCAAUUCACUUGCUGUGAAUAAAGACGACCAUGUUAUUAUCUUGGAUGGUCCCAAUGUCAAAACUUUUGGGUCCAACUGUCGGCUUCUUCAUGAGUUCACUCCAGGUAAAGGGUCUGACAGUAAACCCACAUGCCUUGCAGUAGAUGAGAACAAUCUGAUAGCAGUGGGUUACAAAGACAAGGGAGAGGUUUCUCUUCACAACCCCGAUGGAUCCCUCAUCAGAACACUGUCUGCUCCAGGGAUUGAUGAAUACAUGGUCAUAAGUAACCAGAGAAUCAUUUACACCAGCCCUAAUGAUGGUGCACUCAUGUGUUUUUAUUUAAAUGACACAAAAUGUCAGACACUCUUUAGAUAUGUAGAUGCCACUCCGUAUGGGAUUUGUUGUGAUAAAGUUGGUGAUGUCUAUGUUGUAUAUGAGGGGGAACCAAAACCUGACACCAGUGCUAAAGAGAGUGGAUGCGUCACCACCAGUGCAGCACAGCCGGCUAGGAGUGUUGCCGGUAGAGGUGCAUUGCAGCCGUCUCGUGGUGGACGAGGUGGUCGUCAUGAGCGUAUGGCUGGUCCGGGACCCAUGAAGCACUGCAUUUGUCGAUACAGGUUUGGUACUGACCCCACAAUCCUAGCCCGUUCUAAUUCCAUCUUCCAUGACGUCACAUACACUCCCGGUGGUCACCUUGCAGUGGUUGGCGGGAACUGCACAAAGUUAUAUCAAAGAGUCAACAAAUUCUCAAGACGUUCGUUGUCUGGUUUUAGCAUAUAGUAAGGACAGCUUGCUCUGUGGUUGAAAAUGGCCAGAGAGACUUAAGUUUACCGCUAUCCCGGUACCAUGACUGGCUUCCUUUUAAACUCGAGUAGAUUCCCGCCAAAAAACACUGCGCAAUAAAGUGCGCUGCAGAAUAGAGCGCUACAAAAUUAUUGAAGUCGCUAGACUCAGUUCCUCUGCUAAAUAGCAAUCUAAACCAAUCAUAGCAUAGUGUUUCCUUUAGGGGAAGGAUAAUGGUAGAUUUCGUAAAACCAACAUUUAAGAAUUGUAAAGGUUUUAUCUCCUUGUUGCAAAGCGUAUCCCCUCCUCUGUUUCAAACGUUGUUAAGCUCAUGUUGUUGAUCCUUUGUUGGUAAUGGCUUGCAUUUUUGCGUUAUGGUGUUUGUGUUUGCUGGUUGUUUACAAAACUAAUUGCUGUUCAUGUUGUUAAAGAUUUGAAAAUCGACCCUCGGCUGCGAUGUUUUUUUUUUUUUUUGUUUUUUUUUUUUUUAAUUCAAUUACAUUUAAUUGGAGUGAUUGUACAGAGGGUUAGCAAGAACGUUUUCAUGCUAUAUAUAUUAAGUAAUUACUAAAUGUGUCCAGUGCAUUUUUAAAUAGGAUUUGAAACACAUUGAUGUAAAGAACAAGUAAAACUGAAAAGCAUAAGGAUUGUUGUCGAAACAUUUAACAUAUAUUAUUCGUGUACAGAUAACAGUUAAACAUCCAUGUUGUAUUUUAACAGCUGUCAGACAGAACAUCUGUUACUCUACGUUUAGAAUUUAAUUAAUUCAAAGAUUUUAAAACAAUUUGGUUAUAAUAGUUAGUAGCAUGGUAUUGCACAGUAGAUAGUCCCAUCAUUGCUAAAACUCAUAUGAAUGUUGUUAAUAAGCAUUUCAAUGUUAAUUCUGUAAAAGGAUUGGUUUUCAACCAUCCUCAUAUAAUCAAAUUAAAAACUGUAUAUUGUAGUUUCGUAGUGAGUAGAAGAAGAAACUAAUUAAAUGGUCCACGCAUACGAGAUGUUUUCCUAAACUAAGUGAAAUAUGCUCUUACUAGAAAAUUGUCUCGUGUAACGCACCUUUCUUUUUUCUUUACUGUUUUCUUUUUAAAUCAAACUGGCAGCGAUACUUGAAAUGUGUUAAAAUGCAUGAAAACCGUCAUCUCGAUUAGAAUAUUUAGAUUAAAUAAACCAUUAAUAACAAUUAGCCUAAUAAGAAGAAAUGACAACAGGUUGCUUGUUUAUUUGCAAACUGAAAACAAGAAGAUUGCAACGAAUGUACCUUUUGAAGAAAAAAAAACAGUGGAUUGUUUGCUUUUACGCAUUGCAAUCACACAGACCGGUGUGUAGAUUUGGUUUUAAUAAUUUUAUGGCAUUUAUUUAUAGGGGCAAAGUCACGCAUGGGUAAUACUUACCAAUCACUAUAGCAUAGCCUUGCAAUAAAAAUUAAUGAACGUUUUUGUUUGAAAUAAUUUAUGCUAAAAAAUAUAAUAAAACAGGUAGA